UAGUCGGACUUACAACAUUCAAGCGGCGUAGGAAAGGUUCCGCGGGCCGCUCACGAGUGGACAGGUGGCUCGCAAGUGCGCGACCAGAGCUGACCGCGGACAUGUUACUGAGGCGGGCGUGGGUCCGAGACCCAGUACGGGUGUUCCGUUGCGCCUCCAACAGCAUCGUUUACGACAGCGCUACCUCCAAGGAGACCAACGGGACGUCGGAGGCCAAGUACCGCCACACUGUCCUGCUGCCUCACACCGACCUGCCGAUGAAGCUUGUCGGGCAGCAGCUUCUGGACACGGAGCUGGACAUCCAGCGGAGAUGCAGAUUUGCUGAUUUGUAUGCUUGGCAGAGGCAGAGGAAAGCAAAGAAAGAGUUCUGUCUGCACGAUGGCCCCCCCUAUGCCAACGGAGACCCUCACGUGGGCCAUGCCCUGAACAAGAUCCUGAAGGACAUUCGGAAUCGCUUUGAAGUGCUGCGUGGGCGCAGGGUCCACUACGUGCCCGGCUGGGAUUGCCAUGGCCUGCCCAUCGAGCUGAAGGCUUUGGGUGAACUUGGGACCCAGGACCUGACCCCGCUGGAAAUCAGACAUCGAGCGAGGGAGUUUGCCAGGCAGGCCAUCGAGAAGCAGCGGGCAGCAUUUGAGCGAUGGGGUGUCAUGGCCGACUGGCGCCAGUGCUACUACACCUUUGAUGGGAAGUACGAGGCCAAGCAGUUGGGCGUCUUCUACAGCAUGUAUGAAAAGGGGCUCAUUUAUCGGGACUACAAGCCGGUGUACUGGUCUCCCUCCAGCAGGACUGCCUUGGCAGAGGCAGAGCUCGAGUACAACGCCCAGCAUGUGAGCCAAGCCAUCUACACCACCUUCCCCAUCAAGGUGCCACCUCCAAAGCUUGCGGCAGCUACAGAUAACUGGGCUGAUGUUGGCGCGCUCAUCUGGACCACACAGCCCUGGACCAUCCCGGCCAAUCAGGCGGUGUGCUACAUGCCAAACGCGCAGUAUUCACUCGUGAAGUGUGCCGAGUCCGGACGGUGGUACCUGCUGGCGACGGAGCGUCUGGACAACAUCGCUGCGGCCCUCGGUGCCCGGCUGGAGGUCGGCCCCACCUUUACAGGGAGUGAUCUGGAGGGAGGCAUCUGCAGCCAUCCCCUCGUGCCAAGCAAGGACUCUCCCCUGCUGCCUGCCAAUCAUGUGACCAUGGUAAAGGGCACGGGACUGGUGCACACGGCCCCCGCCCAUGGCAUGGACGACUACAGUGUGGCAUCGCAGUUCAAGCUGCCAGUGGAUUGCCUCGUUGAUGAAGAUGGCAGAUUCAUGGAGUCCGCUGGCCCAGACCUGUGUGGCAAGGUGGUUCUGGACGAGGGCACUCACACAGUGAUCUCUGCGCUCCGUGACGGUGGGCAUCUGCUGAAGGAGGAGCGGCACACCCACAGCUACCCGUAUGACUGGAGGACCAAGCGGCCAGUGGUGGUCCGUGCCAGCCAACAGUGGUUUGUGAACACAGACAGCGUGAAGGACAGGGCGCAGGACGUCCUCAAGAAAGUCAACAUCAUCCCGGAGUCGGCGAGGGGCAGCCUGCUGGCAAUGCUGGACCGCCGGACAUACUGGUGUAUCUCUCGCCAGAGGAGCUGGGGCGUCCCCAUCCCCGUCUUCUACCAUAAGCAGACUGGCAUGCCGCUCAUCAGCAGACGGACGGUGGAGCACCUCGCCCAGCUCGUCACGGAGCGCAGCAGCGACUGCUGGUGGGAGUUGCCAAUGGAGCAGCUGCUUCCUUCUGAUGCCACCUCCAAGGGCACCAGCGUUGAAGAGUAUGAGAAGGGUGAGGACGUCCUGGACAUCUGGUUUGACAGUGGCACAUCCUGGGCUGCGGUGCUGGAUGAGCCAGACUGCCGUGCCGACGUGUAUUUGGAAGGCAAGGACCAACUUGGCGGGUGGUUCUUAUCAUCCUUAUUGACCAGCGUGGCCACCCGCAAGAAGGCACCUUACCGGUCCCUGGUGGUCCACGGCUUUGUGCUCAGCGAGGGAGGUGACAAGAUGUCAAAGUCGCAGGGUAACGUGGUCGACCCGGACGCCAUCGUCCAUGGAGGGCAGCAGGAUGCCAAGCAGAACCCAGCGUACGGCGCCGACACGCUGCGGUGGUGGGUGGCCGAGUCGAACGUCUUCUCUGAGGUGACGAUAGGACCGCGCGCUCUGAGCGCUGCCCGCGAUGACAUCCACAAGGUGCGAAACACGCUGCGCUUCAUGCUGGGCAACCUGCGGGGCUUUGAGCGGGCGACGCAGGCGGUGGACAGCCGGGAGAUGUUCGUCAUCGACCAGUACCUGUUGCACCUGCUGCAGGAGUACAGCAUGAAGGUCACCGACGCCUACGGCGAGUACGACUUUAGUAAGGUCAUCCGCCUGCUGCAGGCCUUCAUGUCCCGCGACCUGUCCGGCUUCUACUUCAGCGUCGUCAAGGACAGGCUCUACUGUGACGAGAGGAACUCUCUGGGCCGGCGGUCCUGCCUGACGGUCCUGGACGAGGUGCUGGACGCCGUGAGCCGCUCCGUCGCCCCCAUCCUGCCGCACCUCGCCGAGGAGGUCUUCCUGCACGCUCCCGGCCACACAGGGGCCGAGACCCUCUUUGAGACGGGCUGGAUCAAGGCCAGUUCGCUGUGGAAGAAGCCGGGCCUGGUGGAGGCGGUGGAGGGCGCCUGUACCAUCCGGGACACCUUCUUGAGCUCCAUCCCCGGGCGCAACGCCGCCGAGUUUGAUGUGACCGUCGCCAUUGAGCCCGGGCUGCUGUUUGAGCUCAUGGAGACCCUCCAAGAGCAGCCCGUGGCCAGCGACUCCCAGCUGACGGAGCUGCUGAUGGCCUCCCAGACGACACUCCUGCCCAGCCUGCCCCGCGAUUUGCCCGCAGACGCCGUGACGCUCAAAGGGAACUUCCUCAUCAACCUCGAGGGUGGGGACAUCGUGGAGGACGCCUCGUACAAGGUGGCCGUGGUCCCAGCCAGCCGUCCCCGAUGCCUCCGCUGCCGGAAGUUCACUGCGCCGUCGCCAGGAGUGCCCUGCCCGCGAUGUUCAGAGGUCCUCUGUGGUACCCCUGCCCUUUAACCCCAUGGAGCCGAGGAGGGAAAGGGGGCAGCAGGGGUGCCUGGACGAUGUGCUGGACGCUCGUGUUCCUGAAGCUAUGCCACUGUGUGACAAUGACACCAAAAUUAAAGCAAGCUGCUCUGCC
Messenger RNA from Erpetoichthys calabaricus (reedfish), 3204 nucleotides. It is a transcript of the gene iars2, whose product is annotated as isoleucyl-tRNA synthetase 2, mitochondrial. Gene Ontology annotation, cellular component: cytosol. The record is from RefSeq and is a predicted model, not a curated record. NCBI's taxonomy places the organism in Eukaryota, Metazoa, Chordata, Cladistia, Polypteriformes, Polypteridae. Gene Ontology annotation, biological process: isoleucyl-tRNA aminoacylation. The transcript is spliced from 23 exons. Gene Ontology annotation, molecular function: tRNA binding; isoleucine-tRNA ligase activity; aminoacyl-tRNA deacylase activity. Bases 102 to 3080 code for a protein of 992 amino acids.